GUGGCAGGUCCAGUGAGAGCCGCCUGCGGCGGUGGCAGGUCCAGUGAGAGCCGCCUGCGGCGGUGGCAGGUCGAGUGAGAGCUGCCUGCGGCGGUGGCAGGGGAAAGCUUGGACGCUAUCCACCUUGGCCAGGCAAGAUCGUCAGUCCUCCAAAGGAUCUGAAAAGGCCAAGAGGCAAAAAAUGCUUUUUUGUCAAAUUUUUUGGGACUGAAGAUCACGCCUGGAUAAAGGUAGAACAGCUGAAGCCCUACCACCCCCACAAAGAUGAGAUGAUCAAGAUAAACAAAGGCAAGCGCUUCCAACAGGCUGUUGACGCAGUGGAGGAGUACCUUAAAAAAGCCAAGGGCAAAGAUCAGGCACACCCUGAUGACAAAAGCAAAUCUGAGAAAGGCCGUAAAGCAGCUAAACCCAUGAAGAUUAUUGAAGAGGAUGAUGAAGAUGCCUUCAAGGGUGGCUCAUCAGACAAGGAACAGACUGACUCUGACCCAGAGCCAUCCUCUGUACGACGGCUGGUCGCUGGAACAGUAUCAGGAUUCAAAUGGGAGAGCAGUCCAGUAAAGGAUGACCCACAUUUCCAUCACUUUCUGCUCAGCCAGUCUGAGAAGCCGGCUUCAUCAAUGGAGCCCAUCACCAAACGCUUAAAGAUUAUUGAGGAGGACACCAGAUCGACGUCUAUUCAGGCAGCAGACAGCACAGCAAUCAGUGGCAGCAUCACACCUACAGACAAAAGGAUAGGAUUCCUUGGACUGGGACUAAUGGGAAGUGGUGUGGUCUGUAAUUUGUUGAAGAUGGGGCAUGUUGUCACCGUUUGGAAUCGCACAGCAGAAAAGUGUGAUUUGUUCAUUCAGGAAGGUGCCAGAUUAGGCCGAACACCCGCAGAGGUUGUGUCUAUGUGUGAUAUCACAUUUUCCUGUGUAUCAGACCCCAAAGCUGCCAGAGAUCUUGUUUUUGGUCCAAGUGGAGUUCUCCAGGGAAUCAGACCAGGCAAAUGCUAUGUGGAGAUGUCCACUGUUGAUUCAGAAACCAUCACGGAGCUCGCACAGGUCAUCACAUCCAGAGGUGGCAGGUUCCUAGAAGCUCCAGUUUCAGGUAGCCAGCAGCUUUCCAAUGAUGGUAUGCUGGUCAUUGUUGCUGCAGGAGACCGCAGUGUUUAUGAAGACUGUAGCAGCUGCUUCCAAGCUAUGGGGAAGACGUCUUUCUUUAUAGCAGGUGAAGCAGGAAAUGCUGCAAGAAUGAUGUUGAUCCUUAACAUGGUUCAAGGCAGUUUCAUGGCAACCAUUGCAGAGGGACUGACCUUGGCCCAGGCCACAGGACAGUCACAACAAACGUUCUUGGAUAUUCUUUGCCAGGGACAGAUGGCAAGCACUUUUGUGGACCAGAAAUGCCAAAAUAUCUUGCAGGGCAACUUCAAACCUGAUUACUAUCUGAAACAUAUUCAGAAAGAUCUGAGACUGGCCAUUUCAAUGGGAGAUUCAGUUAAUCACCCAACACCGAUGGCAGCUGCUGCAAAUGAGGUAUACAAGAGGGCAAAAGCGUUGGACCAGUCCGACAAUGACAUGUCUGCAGUCUACAGAGCUUAUAUUCACUAAUUCUGUAGAUGUGCUUUGCGUCCUGGACCACAAACCUUACUCUUUCUUCGUUUCUCUCCCUCUGUCUUUUUCUCUGCUGAUGAAUUUUGUUGGGCACCAGUGAAAUGUUUUCCCAUGUAUAAUGGGAUCUCUUUAGCAGCCUAAUCUGAGCAUUGCACUGAUUAUAAUAUUGCUGCACGUAUGCUGAAUGGGAGGUGCUUCAACUCUUUGCGAUUAUUGAUAUUUUUUUUUGAUAGAGCGUGCAGUGUAUUACAACUGCAUUUCAAUAAGGCUACUGCAUACAAUGCAGUCUUGUUUGUAGAGACUAGGGUUUUAUUUAUCAUUCAUAUCUUUACUGAUGACUUUCCUCAGUGUGCUUUUUUUUUUUCCCCUCAAUGUUCAGAAAUCUAAAGUAUGAACCUUCUGAUCACAAACAGGCUUGAGGAGCAUGAUGAAGAAAACAGCCACUGCAUUGCCUUAAUACCCAUAUAUGAUAGAUGUAUUUAUUUAUUUUAUCUCUAAAGAUCACCAUCCUGUCAGGUGCAUUGUGGCUGUACAUUUAAUUUUCUCAUUUAUUUUGUUCCUCUCAUUUUUGGAAAUCACCAGUUUACUAAUUUUUUUUUUAUUGCCUUACGAGAAAUGCAGUAUUGUUUUUUAUUUUUGUUUUUAGGAGUUUCCCAUAUAAUAAUCACGCCGAAGAUCCUGAAAUGUCCCUGAAAUCUCUCAUAAUGAAUUAAACAUGCUGAAAAGCAUCCCUUUAUUUUCCCAAGUAUUGAAUCAUGACUAUCAGUUAUGCAAUGGAACUAACUUUUUUCCAGCUUGACUUAAGGUCUUUCCCUGCUUUAGGUCUAGUUUUGCGUCAUAUGCGCAUCUUUCAACUGGAUUUUAGAAUAAAAAAUAAAACGACAUUUGGAAUUAUUUCAUUUUCAUUUUAUUUAAAGGUUUUAUAUUAGACCUCAGAAGUCAAAAAAAAAAACUCUUUGUUUAAAGUUCAUAAUCCGAUGGUGGGGGUGAUCUGUUGCCUUAUUUUGAUUUUCUUUUGUCUAGUUGUUUGAAAAACUAAUUGACUGUGUCAGUCUUUGAUUUCAGCUAAAACAAAGUUUUACAAGUCAAGAUUAAUUUGGAAUAAUUUUGCAGCAUUUUAUACCUAAAUUAUAAUUGUUGGAAUGCAUUUGUUCAUUUUAAAAGACAUAUGACAGGCCAUGUGUUCAGUGGCAUAUUAUUUAGUCAUUUCGGUAUUUUUUUUAAACUCAAAACAAAUACAGGGUGAUUCCUUUUCUAUGAACUGUUGUUCUGCCAAGAAGACUUUGACUUGCGCGAUUAUGAAUAAGACAAUUUUGUGAUUUAUUAAGGACUCGGUAAGAUUAAGAUGUGUAUAUAUCCCCAUCAAAGGGUUGGGCUAUUUGAAUACAUGGAAUAACAUGCUUUCAGUUUGACUUUACUGAAUUCAUUAGUCUGGUGUCUUAAUAUUGUAGGCUGUACUUUUGUCUUAGCUAAUGGGUUUAUUUACUGUAAAUGGUUGAUUUUUGUGGUUUAACUGAGUUGGUAAUGAAAUACUGACAACUCGUUUCCAGUUGUGCAAGGAAGGUUUUGGUGUUCUAAUUGGAGUUUAUUUAUAAUUUCAUGUAAAUGUGAAAUUUCUCUUUUUUUUUUUUCUUUUAUGUUUGUCCGGUCAACUGAAUCCUCUAAAUAAACAAAACCGAAUGUCUAAA
Messenger RNA from Myxocyprinus asiaticus (Chinese sucker), 3280 nucleotides. RefSeq names its product cytokine-like nuclear factor N-PAC. Bases 270 to 1589 code for a protein of 439 amino acids. The record is from RefSeq and is a predicted model, not a curated record. The transcript has 16 exons. Gene Ontology annotation, molecular function: NAD binding; NADP binding; oxidoreductase activity, acting on the CH-OH group of donors, NAD or NADP as acceptor. NCBI's taxonomy places the organism in Eukaryota, Metazoa, Chordata, Actinopteri, Cypriniformes, Catostomidae.